AUGUCGCUGCCAUCGCUGCCUGAUCGCCAACCCAUGGACCAUUCCGACGGCUCUUCGAACAGUUCGCCAGAUACUUGCCCUGAGAUUCGCAGUCGAAGCAACAGCCGAGAAGAGAGCCAACAACCGCCUCCUCAGCCUCGCAAACCGAUCCCGAGGAAGGGCCACACCAAGUCUAGACGAGGCUGCUACAACUGCAAGCGACGUAGAAUCAAGUGUAAUGAGAAACAUCCGGAAUGCAACCACUGCAUCAAGGCAGGGUUACGCUGCGAGUAUCCAGCAAAUAUCAUUCAGACAACGCAGCGAUCACAGCUGUCUCCAAAUCCCCAGGAGAUGGUGAAUUUGCGCUCAACGCCUGGCGUGUUCACUAUGGCGGAUAUGCGCCUGUUCCACCACUUUUUGAUCACGGCGUAUCCUCAUCUGCCGGUAGGAGCGGACAAGAUAUGGAUCACCGUGAUACCAAGCUUCGCACACAAUUAUGAGUACCUGAUUCAUUCGAUUCUCGCACUGGCGGCAUCGCACCUGGACGCAGUGUCAAGUGCCAAUGUUGCUGAAGAGGCUAUAUCGCAUCGGAUACUGGCAGUCAAGGCAUUGAACGAAGCGCUGUCAGUGCCGCCGAAGACGAGGAACGAGCGUGAUGCGAGAAUGGCGGCGGCGUUGGCACUCGCAUUCCAGUCAAGCCAUCUUCAGGAUGGUCUCCUAGAGUUCCUGACCAUGGUGAGGGGUUGCAAUCUAAUCGCCUUGGAGGGCACGCUGGACACCGUCGAUUCGGCCUUUCACGCAUUUCGGGAAGAUGGGCAUCUUGCGACGAUGCGAACACGUAUGUGCGCGUCGCAGCAGAAUUUUGUGGACCGAGAUGACCUGGAUCUUGCCGCUUUAUCGAUCCACGAUAUCGAGUUGCUCAAUAUGACCGACUGGGAGAGGAUGUUCUGGGAUGCGUUGAUCCGAACAGUGGAGAACGCCUACGACAGACCGAUCCAAGCGUAUACUACUUUUGUCCAACUGUAUAACAUCCCAUCGCGAUGGACGCACGACGAGUUUCAGUCUUUCAUCGAUCCAAAUAAUAGUGUCGCUCAGAUUCUGUUAGGCCAUUUUAUCGCGCUGCAAGCUGUGUUGACGCCGAUUUUGAUGCUCGAAAGGGUAGGAUUCCAGGGUAUCGAUGCACCAACCUCCGUGCUAGGAUGGGUCGACGGAAUUUACAAGAACGUGCCUCCUGGGUUGAGACAUUAUAUGGAGUGGCCCAGGCAGGUGACGCGGUAUCCAAUGAUGAGGUUCUAUGGGCAGAAGCACCUAGGUUACUACGAGUGA
Molecule: messenger RNA, 1305 nt
Organism: Paraphaeosphaeria sporulosa
Lineage: Eukaryota; Fungi; Ascomycota; Dothideomycetes; Pleosporales; Didymosphaeriaceae
Exons: 4
Coding region: 1-1305 (434 amino acids)
Biological process (GO): regulation of transcription by RNA polymerase II
Molecular function (GO): DNA-binding transcription activator activity, RNA polymerase II-specific; zinc ion binding
Source: RefSeq, a predicted model, not a curated record